Tinamus guttatus (white-throated tinamou) is the source of this 786-nucleotide messenger RNA. The record is from RefSeq and is a predicted model, not a curated record. Lineage: Eukaryota; Metazoa; Chordata; Aves; Tinamiformes; Tinamidae.
AUGAUUGAAGAAGCCGGUGAAGUUGGUCUCCUCAAGACCCAGGCUUGCCUGCUGGUCAUGGUGUGUCUAUGGCCAUUGGCAGAGCAAGCUCUGGCAACCCCGUACCCGCAGGGUGAGCUGAGGUCCAUCAGCAGGGAGGAAAAGAAAUGCCAGCCAGGUCCUGAAGGCAGCCACAAAUGUGCCUACAAAUGUGUAGGCACGGAGGACGAGGACUGCAAAUGCCAUCCAGGAUACAGCUGUGCUGAUAGAUCAUGUCUCUACUGCAAAAAACUGCCUGAAUGUGCAGAGGGAGAGGAGCUGGUUAAGCUUGGCAGUAUAGACUUCACAUUCAAGUGUGAACCAUGCAAGGCAGGAACAUAUUCUAAUGUCAAGAAUAGCUGGUGCCGUAGCUGGACUGACUGUGAAAGCUCUGGAUUUCUAACAAUCAAGCCAGGCAACCGUACCCAUAACGUUGUAUGUGGUUUCCCUGUAAAAGAUUUGAUGCAAGUUCUUAACAUAAGUGAGUCUUUGUACACCACGACUCUGGCCAUUCUUACUGCGGUAGCUGUGUCUGUGCUCAUCCAGUUGACCCUCUUCUUGCACUUCUGCCUAUGGUCGCUGAAAAGAGAAAAACACCACGUAGCUGACAGUCUAGAAUAUAACUUACCUAGGCUCUCGCAUAGCUCACAUCAUAAAGAAGACUCUUACAGCUGCCAGUUCCCAGAGGAAGAACAUGGAUACAAAACCCUUGAAGAAAAGCCUUGCUAUUUUUACCCUCAGAGCCUGCAGUGAAAACAGAAUUGCAAA